Molecule: messenger RNA, 414 nt
Organism: Adineta ricciae
Lineage: Eukaryota; Metazoa; Rotifera; Eurotatoria; Adinetida; Adinetidae
Source: the annotation of a GenBank genome assembly
AUGUUCAAUGUUCCGAAUAUGCCCAAAGAUUUUCGUUCAGUGACGAAUUAUUUAAAAAGAAAUAAUCCAAUAUUACUUGAAGGGAAUCAUUCUUUUAUUUGUUCUUCGUGUGGCAAUAGAUGUGCAAAUGCUUCAAAAUGUGAUUCAACUAGAUGUCAAUCAUCGAAUUUGUCUGUACGACGUUCAACGGCAGUCAUCGUUUUUCCUCUAGCAUCGCAAAUUUGUUCAAUUCUUGAACGAGAAACCCUUAUCAUGCCAACUUAUGAAUCAAAUUUCUGUAACGACAUAUUAAACUCUCAACGUUCUCAGGAAAUAGCAUCGAAAGAAGGACAAACUACUCCUACACGAAAUUAUGCUACUCUCACUCUGAAUACUGAUGGAGUACUUCUUAAACGAAUAUCUCAAUCGUUGUAG